AUGGCAGUUGAUGGUGUACCACCAAAAAUAAUUGUCAUGAUCAAGGCAUACUACCGCUCCGCCACUGCGCGGGUUCUAGCCCACAACAACUUCUCAAAACCCUUCGCUAUUCAGUCUGGCGUUCGACAAGACUGUGUCCUGUCACUCGUCCUCUUUAACUACGUCAUUGACUGGGUUCUCGGGGAGGCCUUACAGGAAAAUGAGGGUAUUAAGCUUGCACCCGCUGCAAGCUUUGGCUAUCUACAGUCUACGGUGUCACGGGUGAACGAGGUCGCGAAAUCGGCCGGUUUGUCUAAAAACGCUGGGAAGACCAAAGUGUUUUCAUGCUGCAUCCCUGCCCAAGAGAUGGGACCACUCGAGAUUAGUGGCUGUCAACUUGAAGAAGUCGAUGGUUCUCUCGAGAUUAGUGACUGUCAACUUGAAGAAGUCGACAGUCUCAAAUACUUUCGGAGCGAAAACUUGAAGAAGUCGACAGUUUCAAAUACCUCGGAGCGAUGUUGCUGCCGAACGGACAGAAUCCCAUGCGCUUACAUCUACCUGGACACGCUGAAAGUCAUUGCUUGGAAAGCUAUCAAAUGGCGAGGUGACAUGGACCCCCGGUAA
Molecule: messenger RNA, 603 nt
Organism: Dibothriocephalus latus
Lineage: Eukaryota; Metazoa; Platyhelminthes; Cestoda; Diphyllobothriidea; Diphyllobothriidae
Source: the annotation of a GenBank genome assembly